Messenger RNA from Chenopodium quinoa (quinoa), 5341 nucleotides. RefSeq names its product histone-lysine N-methyltransferase, H3 lysine-9 specific SUVH6-like. The coding region runs from base 2288 to 3430 and encodes 380 amino acids. The transcript has 3 exons. The record is from RefSeq and is a predicted model, not a curated record. Lineage: Eukaryota; Viridiplantae; Streptophyta; Magnoliopsida; Caryophyllales; Amaranthaceae.
AAGGAAAAAUGAAAAAGAAAAAUCCAACCUUUUUGCAGUUUGACAUUAAAAAUUCAAUCUUCAUUAAUCUCAUAAAAAAUCAACCUUUAUACCCAACCUUUUUUAACAGGUUCAUUUGACCUUUAACCUGUUAAACAUAUAUAUAUAUAUUUUUUUUUUAAAUUCUCACUUUCCUUCUCACUCCUCUUUACACCACCAUCAGUUCACCACCUUUGCCACCACUUCCCUUAAUCACUUUCCUUCUCUCUCCUCUUCUUCCUUCUCCUCCUCCUCCACUCUCCCUCAUUCCAAACCAACGCCCAACCACAAGUCCCGCAGCCUCCUCUCAUACACAACCUCCUCUUACCUCCCCAUUCCUUUUCUAUGCCCACCAUAACCACCACCCACCAUCUCCCUCACCCAACCCCGACAACUUCAUCUAAAGGGUUUCGAAAUUGGGGCCGAAAAUAUGAAAACUGGGGCCGAAAAUAGGUGGUGCGACAGUGGAGCAGCACCGCCGAAUGGAGUGUGCAAGAGAGGAGUUGCGACGGUGGAGUUGUUUGGUAUGGGUUGAGUGAGGAGGUGGCUGCAACAACGGCUAAUUUGGGUGGAGAUGGAGUAGGGAGUAGCAAUUGGUGUGCGGUGGAAGUAUAUUUGGUGGUUGGUUUGGGAUUUCGGGCUGUCGAGGCUGGGCGGUUUGGAGUCAGUGGUUGCUGUUGUCUCUAGGUUACGGUGAGCGGUGGGGAUGGGGUGGUCAGGUACGAUGGGGAUGGGAUUUCAGGCUGGGCGGUUUGGAGUCGGUGGUUGCUUUUGUCUUUGUGUUACGGUGGGCGGUGGGGAUAGGGAGGUUAGGUACGGUGGGGAUGGGGUGGUCAGGGAAGGAGGUGUGGUUGGCUUUUCUAAUUUUUUAUUUUUUUUUGUUUUUUAAUGAUUAAAAAAAUAAUCGACCAAUUAAUGAAUAUGACACAUAACUUACAAAAAUCGGUCAUCAACAGGUAAUGGAUCUGUUAGAGAAGGUGGGUUAUAAAGGUUGGAUUUUUAUGAGAUUAAUGGAAGGUUGAAUUUUUAUUGUCUGCAAAAAGGUUGGAUUUUUAGUUUCCAUUUUUCCUAUUAUAAAGGUCAUAAAAUGUUAUUUUUGACAAAUUUAAUACUCCCUCCGUUUUUCAAUAAUUGUUCCAUUUCUCCAUGCGCGGAGUUUUAGGAGAAAUUGGAGAAAGUUAUAAAAUAUAGAGGUAGUGGGGUUGGUAGAAGAAUAAAGAAUUGUAAAAAGCAUAGUAGUGGAGAAAUUAGAGGAGAGAGAAUAUGAAUUAAUAAAAUAUGAUAUUUGUUGGGUCUACUGGUGAGAGAAAUGAGUUAAAUAUUGUAAAAACUUUCCAAAUAAGAAAAUGGAGCAAGUCUUUAAAAACGGCCGAAAAAGAAAGUGGAGCAAGUAUUUAAAAACGGAGGGAGUAAUGUACAAAUCAAUAUGAAUGAUAAAGGUCCUUAUGUUAAAAUGAGUCGCUAUGUUCAACAUAACAUAGUACUUUGGGUUCGUAUAAUAUUAAAGGUUACACAAAUUUUAAUAAAGGUUACUAUUUAUUAACUUUAUUAAAAUUAAGGUUACUGUGGUUAAAAUUAGGAUCACUAUAUUUAAUAUAAUAUCAGUUUUACAUUUAUAGACCUCGGGUCCAUAAUAAUUUACUGUUAACAAGGUUCACUCAAGUUUUUCCUCCCCGAUUGUCCUCUUACUCUCUCUCUCUUUAAUAUAUUAUAUGUGGCUAAAUCAAAUGCGUCAACUAAAUAGGAUCAAAUGAAAUAAUUUUUUUUGUUAAUCAGGGUGAUGGUCACUCAAAAUAAAAACUUCUGAAUUGCGGAAAAAGAGAAAAGUACGAGUGAAAAAUAUGAAGGGGCAGUACAACUAUACAAGACAAAUUUGGAAAUAUUCACUACAACUCCUGCACUUCUUCUCCAUAUUUGCCUUCUUGCUUUCAAAAUUCUCGUCAAUGGAGGUCACUUUCUCCAUAACCCCAUCAAAUACUUCUGCAACAACCUAAACUUUUCAAACUCUAAACCCCACUAAAUUAGAACUUCCAAAAUCCCAGAAAACUUCAGCAUUUAUUCUCUCAAUGCAACCCUCACAUUUCCAAUUUACUGGUAAGUUUAAUUUUCAAGUUAUUCGUCGUUUUUUUUGCCGGAAUUCUUCAAUUUUAGCCAAUUUCUCUCUCCACUAACUCUAAAUUUGUCAAAAUUUUCCUACAUUUUACUUUGAAGAGAUACCCAUUUUGUCAAUUUCAUUCUUCCCCUGUUUUUGAUACGUGAAAACCUAACCAUGGAAAUUGUAAAUUAUGGAAGUAAACAUAGUAAUAAUCAUAAUUCUAGGGUUACAUUUUCUCGUGAUUUCCCACCUGGGUGUGGGUGUGUAAAUGCAAAUUCACCCUUUAUGAUUUUGUCUGAUAAGAAAUCAGUUCAUCAUUAUGCAAGAGAUUUCCCUCUUGGGUGUUGUCCAAAUGGGCCUAAAAUCACUCAAUUUGGUGGAGAUUUAAGUGAUUGGAGGCGUGUUGUUGGGGCUGUGAGAAGUAAACAAGUAAUGGGUGACAAAGAAGUUUCCAGAAAUGUCCAGAAUUUGAUGGGAAAGGGGAAAAAACCUGUGUUGAGUAGUUUUAGUGAAGUGAAGUCAAAGGAGAGAGAAAAAGGGGUUGACUUGAAGAAACCUGUGUUGAGUAGUUUUAGUGAGGGGAGGUCAAAGGAGAGAGAAAAAGGGGUUGACUUGAAGAAAGCCGAGAAGGUUAAGGGGAAGGGGAUAGUUAUGAACAAUUCUGGGGGGAGUGAGAGGGAGAAAGUGGUUGGAAUGUUGAGUUUGUUUAGGAAGAGGUGUAAAGAUAUUUCAAUGAGUGGGAGGGGGGUUAAGAGGGUUGAUAUAACAGCAUAUAAUGAGUUGAAAAAUGAAGGGAAGAUUGUGAAUAGGUCAGCUGUGAUGAUUGGGAAUGUGCCCUGUGUAGACGUUGGGGAUAAGUUUCAGUAUAGGAUUGAGUUGUUGAUUGUUGGAUUACAUAAGCAGACUCAAGGAGGGAUUGAUAGUAUGGAGUGGCGUGGGGGUAGAAUAUCGACGAGUAUUGUUGCGAAUGAGAGGCAUUUAGACAAGAUGAAUGAUCCUAAUGCCUUGACUUAUAUUGGGGAAGGAGGGGUUCUUAAGCGCCAUGAAGUUGGGGUUCCUCCUGAUCAGGAACUUAAGGGUGGGAAUCGCGCCUUGUGGACUAGCUGGAAGGAGAAAAGGCCUGUUAGAGUGAUUAGAGGGCUUGUUUCUGAGAAGAGUAAUAGUCAGAAGUUGUAUGUUUAUGAUGGUUUGUAUGAAGUGGGGAAAUGGGAGAAAAAGAAAGGACCACAAGGGAAUAUGAUCUUCGAGUUUCAGCUGGCACGUUGUGAUGGACAACCUGCAGUUCCAUGGCAAGAGUGUAGGAGGUCUCUCUUUUGAGGUUUUGGGUUGUGCCUUUUUGACUGUGCAGAUCGAGGGUGUGCACUGCUUGUGUAUUUUCGGAUUAGUAUUGCUUCAUUUUGAAAGGUGUUAGUUACUCUAAGUCUCUAAUUAUUAGCCUAGAAUGUUUGUGAUUAAGAAUCAUGUGAUUAUUUUGAUAUAUUGUCACACUUGUUAAGGCUAAUAUAGUUUGUAGGAGUCUAUACUGGUCUGUUAAAGCUAUUAGAUUAUGCAGAUACUGAACAUGUGACCCUUCAUGGUUUAUCUAGUGAUAAAAGACACGGUGCUCCUUCAUUUUCUUAUUGCAGUCUUCAUUCUCAAGGUCUUCUGUUUCUAAGAUCAAAAUCUUUGCAUCCAUUUCUGUACUUCAUUUUAUUGUAUUUCUUCCGAUUAUUGUCUGGGAGGGUAAGGGUUAGGAAGGGGAGGCAGAAAUGGUUCUGCAAGGUAGCUGUUGCUUGUCUAAAUUCACAGGUAAUGAAGGUCUUGGAAGCAUAGGGCCAAACGCGAGCUAUGCAUUAGCAGAAAUUAUGCAGUCCGUGAUCUUUUAUGCUGAUCUAGACGGAAGGAAGCUUGUCAGUGGAUGACAUUGCUGGCUUAACAGAAAUGUUUAUGUCAAUAGAUACUGGUAAUUGUAAUGCUAUCACAUUCAAAGAGCUCAAAGCUGGUUUGAGAAGAUGGUUCAAACCUCAAAGAUUAGAGAUGUGUGAUCUGAAAAGUGCGCAUCAGUCAUGGAAGGGGAAUUGAAAAGAUUGAGAGGAGUUGUUCCAACGUACACUGGAAAAUGGGGUGCUCUGACCAGUGUGAGAAGGAAGAGAUUUUGGCUCGGAACUUAUGAAAAAGAAAUCGAUGCAGCUGUUGCGUAUGACAGAGCGUGUCUGAAGCUUUGUAGACAUAAGUUACUCAAUUUUUCAUUUGAUACUAAUGAGUGUGAGUUUCAAAGCAACUACUCUUUUGAAACCAUAGUAUCCAUGAUAAAAGAUGGAACUUAUCCUGAGAAUUAUGCUCAGUUUUUGGCCAAAAGACAAAAUCUUGGUGGUGGUGUUGGGAGCGGGGAAACUGGAAGUGCUUGUAUCCCCAAGCCACAUGAACCAGUUAUGGUCUUUGGCGUGCGAAUUGGCUAAAGACCUUAAACCCUAGUCCUGUUUAGAUCCUUUGAUGAAUCUUUGUUUCUGGUUAUUUGAUAAACUGAAAGUGCUUGUAUCCCCAAGUUGCAUGAACCAGUUAUGUUGUUUGGCAUGCAAAUUGGCUUAAGACCUUAAACCCUAGUCCUGUUAGAUCCUUUGAUAAAUCUUUGUUUCUGAUUAUUUUCUCAGAAUUAGAUCAUUCUUUUGAUGCUUUAUGUAGAAGAUUGUCAUUUAAAGUUUAUCCUAUGAAUGUUUUAAGACUUAAUUUUAUAUAGCAUGCUUUAUUUGUUCUUGAUCUGUUAUUCACAUCAAUAAUUAGCCUAUUGGCUGUUGAACUUCUCCCUGCAUCGCUGCAGAUGCGGGGAGAGUAGUUCGACAAAUGUAUGAGCUGCAGGUUGUGCAAUCAAAUGUGAGGGUAUAUGUGAAGUCCACACAAUUACAGAUACUGCUGGUGGAUUUUUACAGGCCCUUAACCAUCAAUGUUGUUUCAAUUGAUCAUCCAGUAAUGUAGGUUUUUUUUUUUUUUUUAGACAUUCUUAUAUUCUCCAUUACAAUAGACGAAAAUUUCAAUGCCUGCCUAUUAGUUGUGACCUUAUCUGGGACACUGCAUUUUAAUAUUAAAUUUUUGUGCAGUAUUGUGACUAUUGUCUUAUUUAUAUCAAUACUUCUGGAAAUGUUUUGAGAAUCAUAUCAAGUGACCCGUAUAUCUUUCUGCAAUACUUUGAUUUUGUGUUUUGCUGUUUUAUAGGAUAAAAAUUGAUUGGAGCAAACAUCUUAAUUCACAAGA